CAACAUACCUCGAGCUUGUCCUGCCUUUCCUCUCGUGCGGUUAACUCGAUCCUGGAGGAGCUUAACCCCGACCCUGACCAGUACAAGCAUGCUCCGAACAAGCAUGCUCGAGAAGUCUCCUCCGGCCACUACGUGCUAGUGCAUCCUACUCCUCUGCCUCUCCCGAAGCUCAUAGCAUACAGCGAAGACACGCUGCGCUUGAUUGGUCUGAAGCCUUCAGACGCGGAGCAGGAGGAGUUUGCGGCCCUCUUUGGCGGGGACGUGCGAGCUGUUCCGGGAUUUCUCUCCACGUGGGCAACUCCUUACGCUCUCUCGAUCUAUGGGGAAGAAAUCAUCCCAGACGGAGCAGGAAGGAGCGGCAAUGGGUACGGGGAUGGUCGGGCGAUCUCCCUUGCAGAGGUUGAGGAUGAGCUCUCUGGAAGGUGGGAGCUACAACUUAAGGGAGCUGGGCGAACUCCGUUCUGCAGGGGAGGAGACGGGAGAGCAGUUCUCAGAUCCAGCAUACGAGAGUUUCUUGCAUCGGAGGCCAUGCAUGCUCUCGGAGUGCCGACGACGCGAGCUCUUUGUCUCGUCGUCUCGGGCACAGAGCAAGUGAGACGCCCAUGGUACCGAGACGCCCUCGAGGCCGCGGACGCCAACGGUUUCAUCAACAAGCACGGGGGUAAUGUUCUGCAGGCAGAACAGUGUGCCAUCACCACGAGAGUCGCCCGCUCUUUCAUCCGAGUCAGUCAGUUCGAGCUGUACGGCCGGAGGGCGAGAGGAGGGGACGAGAGGGCCAGGGAGGAGCUGCGCAAGCUGGUGAUGCACACGAUCGGCAGGGAGUUCUCGCACCUAAAGAGUGAGAGCAUGGAGGGCUCCAUGCUCGUUCAGAUGGUUCGCGAGGUCGGAGAGCGACUGGCGCACAUGGCGGCUGAAUGGAUUCGGGUGGGAUACACGCAGAGCAACUUUAACUCAGACAACUGCCUGGUGAGCGGCACGACCAUGGACUAUGGACCCUUCGGCUUCAUCGAGAGAUACGAUCCUUCCUGGGGCAUGUGGAUCGGAGCUGGUGAUCACUUUUCCUUCCUCAAUCAGCCCAACGCUGCGGGGAGGAACUUUGAGAGCUUCGCCAAGAGCUUGUAUCCUUUGCUCGGGCACGAGGAGGCCACAAGUGUGCAGGCGAUCAUCAAGAACUUCACGUCAGUCGCGCAGAAGUAUCUUCAUGACAUGUUUGCAAGGAAGAUGGGGCUGACGAGGCGGGCUGAGAGGCUUUGGACUAGCCUAGAGAGGUUCUUGACUAGACAUCCCACAGACUACACCAUUUUCUGGAGGCAGCUCUCGCUCGCCCCUCGCAUGCUUGCUGGCGCCAACAGCAGCAUGCCGUUGCAAGAGCAAAGAGACGCGGUGCUCCAAGUGCUGGAGCCGUCGUGGUACCGAGAGCUGGCUGGAGAGACCAAGGAGGAGCUCAUCCGAUGGAUCGAUCGUUGGCUCGAAGCCCUCCGGGAGGAGGGAAGAGAUCGGGAGGAGGUCAGCAGAGAGAUGCUUCAGGUCAACCCAAAGUAUAUCCCGCGCGAGUGGAUGCUUGCUGAGGCGUACCAGCAUGCCCAGGGGGGGGACAUGGGCCCGCUGAAGGACUUGAUGGACCUGUUUGCCCAUCCCUACAGCGAG
Guillardia theta CCMP2712 is the source of this 1647-nucleotide messenger RNA. RefSeq lists its product as hypothetical. The transcript has 2 exons. The record is from RefSeq and is a predicted model, not a curated record. Lineage: Eukaryota; Cryptophyceae; Pyrenomonadales; Geminigeraceae. The annotation marks the transcript as partial.